This is a messenger RNA of Suillus subalutaceus, 1525 nucleotides long. Its product is annotated as carbon-nitrogen hydrolase. Gene Ontology annotation, biological process: protein catabolic process. Bases 18 to 1100 code for a protein of 360 amino acids. Gene Ontology annotation, molecular function: protein-N-terminal glutamine amidohydrolase activity; protein-N-terminal asparagine amidohydrolase activity. The transcript is spliced from 5 exons. Lineage: Eukaryota; Fungi; Basidiomycota; Agaricomycetes; Boletales; Suillaceae. The record is from RefSeq and is a predicted model, not a curated record.
AUGCUCAACACGAGGUUAUGUUUGCGCUUGAUCGCAGCGCUAAAGGGGUCACAACAGUAACAAUUGUGAGUUCUCCCACCACACUUAUGAUAUCAAUGAUGUCUACGCAGUUGCGUGUGGCCGUCGUGCAGUUUGCUCCCAAGCUCGGUCAAGUGCAAGCCAACAUCGCCAAGGCUCGAGAAUUAUGCAAUAGGUUGAAACCCAGAUCCGUUGAUCUCCUGUGUUUUCCGGAGAUGGUUUUCUCCGGCUAUGUGUUUCCUGACACAGCUGCUAUCACACCAUAUCUUGAGCACCCGUAUACAGGGCCCACAUCCACCUUUUGCGCAGAGCUAGCACGCUCCCUUGAAUGUUUUGUGGCCGCUGGGUAUCCCGAGAAGCUCGAACCACGCGAACAUGCCCCUCCACUCGGAGGCGAUAACUUAUCGUUCCAUCAACCCCGCAUCGGUGCAAACAGUGCAGUCAUGUAUGGUCCUACAGGGGAGCGUGUUGGAGCAUAUCGCAAGACCAACCUCUAUAAACUUGAUCUUCCUUGGGCAGUUCCUGGAUCUGGGUUUACGACGAUGACGCUACCGCAUCCACUAGGUCCAACCACACUUGCGAUCUGCAAUGAUCUCAAUGUGCAGGAUCCGGCUGUGUGGGAGUCGCUAGAUGAUGGUCCAUAUGAACUUGCUCGAUACUGCAUAAGAUCGGGCACGCGGCUUCUGAUAGUUCUAAAUGCAUGGUUGCAUCCUGAUGAAAAUGGAGAAGAAUCAGAUGCUGAUUCUUCUGAUUACACAACUACGGAACAGAAUGAAGACACCGAUGAGAUGGAGCCGAGUUGGGAAGUAUUGAAAUACUGGGCGAUGCGCUUGAACCCAUUGUGGGCGACCAUUCAGAAGGCAACACAUGAAACCGAGAAGGAACCAGGCGAAUGUAAAAUCCCUGACGAGCUACUAGUGGUUGUUUGUAACCGAUUUGGAAACGAAGGUGGGAGCAGAUUUGCGGGAUCGUCUGUUCUCAUGUCCCUUCGCCGAGGAUCCGGCCGACCGCGACUCUUGCAUAUGAUGGGUCAAAGGGAAGAAGGCAUUGGUCUUUGGACUGCGAACAUGGCUCUACAGUAAUGACAUUCGAUAUCGCAUGUUGUCCGCAUGAUUUGGCCCCUCAUUUGGUCUAUUGCCUACAUCAUCGCCUCCCUUUACUCAUGGUUUCAAGCACAUGCCGGUAGCAAUCUUUUCGGCACUCGUAUCUCUUCAUAUCUUCGUCUGACUGACUUGUUGAUUUACCUACUAUUUUCCCGGAUCGUCCAACGCCUGGACCUUCAUCCCAACGAGCCCCACUCACCGCACGCAAGUCAACACUCAAAAACUCGUGUCCGGCCACGAGGAACACGAAGUCGAUACAAAGUUCCAUAUCUCAAGUCAUUCGGAGGAUGGUAUUUUUAAACGCUGUUCUCACCGGAAGAACCAGGAACAAAAAGAAUUUGGAAGCUCCGAGUCGGAGCGCGCAUAAGCACCAGCUAUCAAAUGGAAGACGCGCGCCUGCGCUU